Messenger RNA from Notolabrus celidotus (New Zealand spotty), 2552 nucleotides. Its product is annotated as E3 ubiquitin-protein ligase RNF31-like. Gene Ontology annotation, biological process: protein linear polyubiquitination. The record is from RefSeq and is a predicted model, not a curated record. The transcript has 15 exons. NCBI's taxonomy places the organism in Eukaryota, Metazoa, Chordata, Actinopteri, Labriformes, Labridae. Gene Ontology annotation, cellular component: LUBAC complex. Bases 86 to 1930 code for a protein of 614 amino acids. Gene Ontology annotation, molecular function: K48-linked polyubiquitin modification-dependent protein binding; zinc ion binding; K63-linked polyubiquitin modification-dependent protein binding.
UCUCCCGUCAGACGUGUCCCCUGCCCUGUCAAUCAAACCCAAACAGCCCGCCUCCGAGGAUCUGGACUCCUUGAGGCAGAGACUGAUGAAGGAGGAGGGACUGAAGUUGAUUCGACUGAUCAGAGACGGAGAGAAGAAAGGAGUGAGUCCAGAGGAGGUGUACACCAGCCUGAGAGUGACAAAGGACAGCAGCCUCCUGCCCUGCAAGUGGUUAAAGACAGAACUCCCUCUGCUGCUGGACCAGAUCAGAUCAUUGGCGGCGACGUCUUCCCUUCAGUAUGAGAGGACCAUAAUGGAGACCACGAGCACGUCACGUGAAGCUCCCCCUGAGUCUCAUGUGAAAGACUCUGAGAGUCCAGACAGAGAAAGUGGGGUCCAGUUAUCCAGAGUGGAGGCUAAGCAGGCGUGGCUGUCAGCAGGGGGCGACACUGAGAAAGCUGCAAGACAAGCUCUGAGAGACAGACUCGCCAAGGUAAGGGAGCUGUGUGCGCUGGGCUUCAGUGAUGAGGCUCACUGUCAUGAGGUUUUGAGGCAGAGUGGAGGUGAAGUGAGAGGGGCCUUGGUCCUGCUGCAGCGACCCCUGCUGGAAGCUUUCCACAAGCGCAUUUGGAGCGACAAGCCUGAGCAGCCUGUGGACAUCCAUCACCCCGACAAACAGCGUAUCUGUCGGAGGUUGCUCGCCGUGUAUGACCUUCCUAGCUGGGGUCGUUGUGAGCUGGCGCUGUCCCUGCUUCUGGAGCACAGCGCCCCCUACUCCCUGGAGGAUGUAGUGAUGGCUGUGCGGGAGUCUCACGACCGGGAGUUCAUCAAGAGAGUUCUAGCUAAAGAGUGUCCCAUCUGCCUCUCUGUCUUCCCCCACAGCAAGAUGCAGUCCCUGACGUCUUGCCAGUGCUCGGUGUGUUGCGGCUGCUUCCGGCAGCACUUCACCAUCGCUGUGAGGGACAAACACAUCAGGGACAUGGUGUGUCCGGUCUGCUGGGAGCCGGACAUCAAUGACCCUGAACACCUCAACAGCUACUUUUCAACUUUAGACAUCCAGCUGCGAGAGUGUCUGGAGUCUGAGGUCUACGAGCUGUUCCAUAAGAAGCUGACAGAACAGGCCCUGAUCAAGGACCCCAAGUUCCUCUGGUGCUGUCACUGUUCGUACGGGUUCAUCUACGAUGGAGAUCAGCUGAAGGUCACCUGCUUUCAGUGCCGGAACAGUUUCUGUGCUCAGUGUAAGAAACCUUGGGAGUCUCAGCACGCAGGCCUGUCCUGUGAGCAGUACCAGUCAUGGAAGAGAGAGAAUGAUCCAGAGUAUCAGAGACAGGGCCUGGCUGGAUACCUCAGAGACAACGGCAUCACCUGCCCCAAUUGCCGCUUUCAGUAUGCGCUGUCUAAAGGAGGCUGCAUGCAUUUCUGCUGCUCACAGUGUCGUUACCAAUUCUGCAGUGGCUGCAACAACCCUUUCCACACUACCUGUGCGGUGGAGGAGUGCAGUGUUUCUGGAUUACAUGCUCAUCACCCCAGAGACUGCCUCUUCUAUCUGAGAGACUGGGAGCCCUCCAGACUACAGGCUUUACUGCAGAAUAACGGAGUGACCUUCAACACCGAACCCUCUCCUGGAACUCAGACAGGUCUGUGUGGAGUGAUAGAGCAGAAGGAUGAGGGAGGGCAGCAGCCAGACUCAGCCUGUGGAGCUCAGACCCAGACUGGACACGCUGGACUGUGCGAGAAACAUUACAGGGAGUACCUGGUCAGCCUGAUCAACAGCCACUCCAUCGACCCGGCCCCCCUGUACAGCUCCAACGAGCUGCUGCUGGCCUGCAAGAGAUACAAAGUGGACGACAGCCGCAGGGACGGAGAGGACAGCUUCACCUUCUACAGCAGACUGCUGGAGAAACUGAUGGAUGAGGUCGCACUUGGUGACAAAGUGCCACGCAAGAAAUAAUGGAUGCUACUGUUCCUGCUUCCUGCUGUCGUAAACAUCUCAACCCGUCAACUUCAAACUCACCUACACUAAACCCGUUUUUCUUUAAAGUGAGGAAUUCUGUGAGGAAGAUGUCAAAAGAGCGAUCUGCUAAAACACUCCUUAAAGUUUACAACACCUCAUAUUCAUUGUGAUGCCUGUAAGACUUAAGAAGAAUUGAUCAUUAAAUAUGAAAAGUCUGGAAACAUAUUUUCGCACACUUCCUUUCUUUUCCACACGUCUGUGUUUGAGCUCCUAAACUCUUCAAUGCAUAUUCAUCCUGGUUGUGUUACGUGUGCCAAAAUAUUCCAAAUGUGCAUGUUUAAACUUCACAUGCAGUCUACAGAUGUUAAUAUAUCCAGGUGGUAUUCUAGCAUUUGUUAGCUUGCAGUGCAUUUAAUAAUACGUGCAAGUUUAUCAGAGCAGAAUUGCACUAAUGCCCAACUGGGUGGAUGUGGACAGGUUUGUAACUUGCAGCUCUUUGUUGCUCUUUUAAACACAGGAUCUGAUUGGACGGUUAGACGUGAGGCAGGAGUGUAGAUCUCAGUAAGCGUGCAUGUUGUGCUCUGUACUUUGUCAAAAUAAAUGUGAUGCUUCCUCAAAA